AUGGAGCCCAAGCCGAAGCGGAUCAAGAUCGAUGUGGCAUGCGAGGCAUGUCGGAGGAGGAAAGUGAAGUGCGACGGGGCGCGCCCAGCAUGCGGCAACUGUUGGAAAAGGACGGACCUGAGAAACGGAUGUUCUUACAGCUCCGAACCUGAGAAGCCGCUUGCCAGGGAGCAAAUAACGGACAGCGGCACCGACACCCCCAUGAGAGCGCUGCGUAAGAUCACGCAUAGUCCCGAGGCGAACUUUGCGCAACCUCCCUUGCCUCCUGUAGCUCGGCCAACCGCAACUCCCAAGUCUACCACUUCAUCCGGUCCAGACCCAACAAGACGCAGCAGGAUGGACCGACAUCCUAUCACACCGUCGGAUGCGUCGCCGUCGGUCGUUGACUCCAUGACCACUGUCCGCGAGGAUGGUACGGUGACCGGCGAGUACUUUGGCAGCAGCAGUGCAGGCUCCUUCACAAACCAGAUCAAGGCUGCGAUUGAUGCGCGCCUGGGUUCGGCAACGGAGACCAGGGGCUCAAGAAGCUCUCUUUUCAAGCCAUCCCUCCCGUUGAGUGGCGAAGGCCCAGGAGGCCAGGUUGACUACGUCUUGCCCGCCCGUAAGCAAGCUGAUCAUUUGAUGGAUCUCUACUGGUACUAUGUCGACCCGUUGUACCCCUUCUUAGACCGUCAGCGAUUCGAGCAUUGCUAUCAUGCCCUCUUUGCCGGGACAUCUCUCGAUGCUGACGAACGAAUCUUCGUGAGCAUCCUCAACAUCAUAUUCGCUCUUGCUACCCAGUUGAUUGAGUCGAUGCCGCCCGAGCAAAGAGACUCUUCCAGCCAAGGGUAUCAAGGCUUCUUCGUUAAGUCAUUAGAACUGUACGAGAUCAUAAACCAAGUAGUGUUGGCAUUCUACACAACCACAUCUGGCUUGAAAUCCCCCACGGCGCCACAUCAUCUGGGCCAGAGUUUUCAAGCGCGGCAUGAACUGGACCUUGGCACCGCUCUGCAGCUCGACCAGCGACUCACGAGAUGGGAGAAGGGCCUUCCUACUUUCUUGACCAUGGCUGAGCCGGAGACGCAACUGGGCGAGGUUUUCCGGCGGCAGGCUGUCAUCAUGCGGAUAAGACUGCUCCAUGCGCGAAUGCUGCUCUUAAGACCUAUGCUUGCUCGCUUUUGUCUCUCCGAAUCAUCUCCGACGCACGAUGAUCUUUCGUCUCGGGUCAUGCAACAAUGCGCGAUGGUAUGCGUUGAAGCCGCUCAAAAUCUCAUCUCGGUCAUCGUGCAAUUUCAAAAGCACGACGGCACACUCGGCCUCCUUCCCGCUUGGUGGUAUCGAGUAUUUUACAUCUACACCGCAGCCACUGUACUCAUCGCCGCAAGAUUACGGCCAGCAGUAUUCUCAUCACUCGACAUCUCUAGGUCAUGGAACCAGGGAAUGGCUCUGCUCAAAGACCACGAGAACUUGGGCCCAUCUCCGCGAAGAUGUGCCGCAGCUCUUCAGAUCCUGUCUACAAAGAUGUUUCAAGAACAGCCUCAGUCGACGGCACUGCCAAACUCGGAGACAGAUCCGGCCGCUCCGAAUAUUAUCAACGAUCAGGAGACGUUCGACAUGCCUUUCCCAUACCUGGGACAGGAUGCGACGUUCGACAUGGACGCAAUCUCAUUCGAUGUCAACGACUUUUCUUGGCUAAAUAGUAUGCCAGGAAGUCUAUAA
Messenger RNA from Colletotrichum karsti, 1698 nucleotides. RefSeq names its product C6 transcription factor. Gene Ontology annotation, molecular function: zinc ion binding; DNA-binding transcription factor activity, RNA polymerase II-specific; RNA polymerase II cis-regulatory region sequence-specific DNA binding. Gene Ontology annotation, biological process: positive regulation of transcription from RNA polymerase II promoter by galactose. Gene Ontology annotation, cellular component: nucleus. The transcript has 4 exons. NCBI's taxonomy places the organism in Eukaryota, Fungi, Ascomycota, Sordariomycetes, Glomerellales, Glomerellaceae. Bases 1 to 1698 code for a protein of 565 amino acids. The record is from RefSeq and is a predicted model, not a curated record.